AAUGACUCAUAGUUACGGAUUGAAGAAGGGAACAAGAAGCAAAUUUGCCAAGCCAUUUAGAGGUCACGGUAAUAUAAGUAUUCGUAAAACACUCUAAACAUUCAAAAGAGGUUACUAUCAUUCUUAAUAAUAGGUGACUUUGUUGACAUCUUAGUUGAUGGAGCAUAACACAAAGGAGUACCCUUCUAGUAUUAUCAUGGAAGAACUGCAAGAGUCUUCAAUGUAAAUCCUAGAGGAAUAGGUGUUUCAUUACAAAGAAGAGUCAGAGGCAGAUAUGUAGAGAAAAGAUUUCAUGUGAGAGCUGAUCACUUGAGACCAUCAAAAUGCAGAGAAGAAUUUGUCAAAAGAGUUUAAGAAAAUGAUAAAAAGAAGACAGAAGCUAAUAAAAAGAAAUAACAUAUAUCCACCAAAAGAUAACCUGUUUUACCAAGAGGUGCAGAAAUUGUUAAACCUGUUGCAACAGUAUUCCAACAUCCUAAGGCAUUUGUUGAAAUUAUCUGAC
Messenger RNA from Paramecium pentaurelia, 502 nucleotides. Lineage: Eukaryota; Ciliophora; Oligohymenophorea; Peniculida; Parameciidae. The record is from the annotation of a GenBank genome assembly.